Molecule: messenger RNA, 609 nt
Organism: Acanthosepion pharaonis
Lineage: Eukaryota; Metazoa; Mollusca; Cephalopoda; Sepiida; Sepiidae
Source: the annotation of a GenBank genome assembly
AUGAACAUUAAUCUGUUUAUCUAUGCAUCCCAUCUGUUUAUAUACCUAUGCACCUCUAACAAUGUUCAUAUCUAUAUAUCACAAUUUGUCCCUAUCUAUCUAUCUAUCUAUCUAUCUAUCUAUCUAUCUAUGUCUGUUCAUUAUCUAUCUAUCUAUCUAUCUAUCUAUCUAUCUAUCUAUCUAUCUAUCUCCGCAUCUCUUUUUCUUUCUUUCUUUUUAUCUAUCUCUGAUGCUUCAUUAUAUAUCUUUCGCAAUAUUUAUCUAUCGCAAUAUCUUACGAUCUAUAUCUAUCUAUCUAUCUAUCUAUAUUUGUAUAUAUAUACAGCUAUCUAUUUAUCUAUCUUCGUCUCUUCAUAUCUAUCUAUCGAUCUAUCUAUCGCAAUAUCUUCAUAUCUAUCUAUCUAUCUAUCUAUCUAUUUAUCUAUCUAUCUAGGCCAUUCGCUUCCUAUUUAUCUAACUAGAAAACGUAAUCCUUUCAUAUCUAUCUAUCUAUCUAUCUAUCUAUCGCAAUAUCUUCAUAUCUCUCUAUCAAUCGCAGUCUCUUCAAAUCUAUCGCAAUCUCUUCAGAUCUAUCUAUCUAUCUAUUUAUCUAUCUAUCUAUCUAUCUAA